UUCUCGACUUUCUUUUCAAUCUACAGAGCUCAUUUCUCUCUUCUGGAUAUGGAGCAUUACUCCAUCAAUUCAUCUUCUGUUUCCAAGCCAAAAACAACACCCAAAGAAGAAGACGAUUCAGUCGAAGAAAGUGGCUGGACUGCUUAUUUUGUAGAUUCCUCAAACAGCAAUCAUCGUACUCAUGAUCACCGUCAUCACCAUCAGCAGCAAAGCAGUUAUUGUUCUAGUUUCGUUUGCGGUUCUUCUCUGGUCUCCGAUGCCGCGACGACCCGCCGAGGCGCUGCAUGGAAACCAUCCGACAAAGACAUCGAUCGUGAUCUUCACGUUUUUCCCGAAAAAGUUCGGUUCAAGAAAACAAGAACCAAAGAGAUUCGUGACGAAGAGGAUGAUUCUUUGGAGGAUACCGCAAGCUCACCUGUGAAUAGUCCCAAGGUCAGUGAUGACUGGAUAUCAAAUGAUAUGAAUCCCAGAAAGAGAGAAGAUCAAGCUGCCCUUAGUUCUCUGGGGAAGGACGGUGCAGAGAAUUGUUCAGACAUACACAUCGAAGAAGAAAACAAGCUGAGUUUUCAUGAUGGGAAGAACGAUUGUACAGAGAUAAGCAAAAGAGGGUUGCGCUUGGUUCCUUUCUCUAUGUUAGUUAACUAUAUCGGUUAAUAUCGGUAACCCGUCGGCACCAACGUUGUCUUCGACCGCAUUGUGUUUGUCGCGAUUACAUCGAUAACAACAAAAAUCGAGAUCGAAAAAUAACGAUCAUAGUAUCAUGUUGCGAUUUACGACCGUUAUUUUACUUGUA
Molecule: messenger RNA, 793 nt
Organism: Hibiscus syriacus
Lineage: Eukaryota; Viridiplantae; Streptophyta; Magnoliopsida; Malvales; Malvaceae
Product: vascular-related unknown protein 1-like
Exons: 3
Coding region: 49-654 (201 amino acids)
Biological process (GO): xylem development
Source: RefSeq, a predicted model, not a curated record